AUGAUGACGGCGCCGAUGCCGCAUCCGUUCCAAGCCCAUGUUCCGGCGACACCUCCUCCUGAGCAGCCGUUAUUCGGCAAAGGCCCAAUGUCUCCCGAUAUGUCCAAGACAGGAACAACAACCACAACAACUUCUCAACAAGAAGCAUUCUUCAACAUGUUUGCUGCGCAUGCCCAGCAAGUACGGGAACAGCAACGACAAAAGCAACGACAGCAAGAUGCGCAGCAGCAGCAACAACAACAACAACAACAGCAGCCAACCCCCGUAUCCUCCCGGCAGUCUAGCAGUAGCGCUCCCGUACCACCAACACCACAAUCACAAAGCCAAACACAUACACCGCAAACAAAUUUCCCCUUCGGUGGCAUGAAGGCGAGCCCUACAGGAACAACAACAGACCCAACCACAACCACGAUCCCCACCCUCGACCCCAAAUACCUCGCCAUGGCCUCGCGCAUCGCCGCCUACUACCAACAACGGUGCCAAGCCAUCGCCAACUUCCAGCAGCAGCGGUGCCAGCAGUGGGCCAACAUGCAGCGCGCCAAGUGCCAGGAGAUGAUGCAGGCCACGAUGCUGGUGGUGGCGUGGUACACCCGGGAUCGGAUCCAGCGAAGGCGCAGGAAGCAGAAGAGGGUGUUUAAGCGCGGGUUGGAGCAGAGGGAAAGGCAGCGGUUGAUGUGCCAGCAGCAGUCCCAGUCCCAGUUCCCAAGAGGGAAUGGAAAAUAUGGAGGAGGGAAUGUUGGGAAUGUUGGAAAAGUGACAAAGGGGGAGGUGGUAAGGAGGUGGGUUCUGGAUGUGCCUAUUGGGAUUUUACCGCCUUCGUCUUCUCCUGUGGCUCCCUUUGCUACUACUACUUCUACGGUAGCGGUAGAGAAGGGAAAGAAGACCAAGACCGAAGACAAAGACUCGCAGCUCUACACCAUCGCGGAUAACUUGAUCAAGUCGCAGCUGGCGAGGAUCGACGUCCCUCUUUUGGGGGUGUUGAACUUGGACGCGAGCGACAGUGAGUCGAGUUCGUCUGACGAAGAAUAUGAGUACGAAGAUGAUGAUGAUGAGUAUGAGGACGACUACGAAGAGGAGUACGACGAAGAAUAUGAGGAUGAGGAUGACGGAGGAGAAGAGUUAGGUGAAGAAGAAGAAGAGCAAGAGGAGGAGAAUAUGGUGUAUGAAUGCGUAUAUGGGAAUGACCAGGGACCGAAGGUGAUGAAGGUUACUGCUCUUCCUGCUGCUUUACAUUAUCAUCAUCAUCAACAGCAGCAGCAGCAGCAGCGUACAAAGGUGGAAGACAAUGCUUUUGUUGUCAUGUCGUCGUCGCCGGAGGGGAUGGGGUCGGAGGAGGUUCAGUUGGGAAGCGCGGGGAGGAAGAGAGGUGCGAGCGAGAUUUCGUGA
Molecule: messenger RNA, 1386 nt
Organism: Sordaria macrospora k-hell
Lineage: Eukaryota; Fungi; Ascomycota; Sordariomycetes; Sordariales; Sordariaceae
Source: RefSeq, a predicted model, not a curated record